CAUACAUGGAUGAAUGAAAAGCAAAAUGUAGUUUUUGUCACACAGUGGGAUGUUUUUCAGCCCUAAAAAGGAAUGAAAUUCUGACACAUUGUACAACAUGGAUAAACUUUGGAGAUAUUAUCCUAAGUAAAAUAAGCCAGUCACAAAAGGACAAAUAUUGUAUGAUUCCAUUCACAUGAGGAACCUAGUGUAGACAAAUUCAUAGAAAAAGUAGAAGGGGAUAGGGGAAAAGAACUAUGGGGAGUUAGUGUUUAAUGGUGUAGUUUCAUUUUGGGAAGAUUAAAAAGUUCUAGACAUGGAUGUUGGUGAUGGCUGCACAACAAUGAGAAUGUACUUAAUACCACUGAACUGGAUACUUAAAAAUGGUUAAAAUGGUAAAUUUUAUGUUAUGUGUAUUUUACCGCAAUUGUUUUAAAAGUCCUCUAUCCUGUGCCCACAGGGACUCCCCCUCCCAUUGCAAGACAGUAUGGCCCUGACCACAGAGUUGAGGACACAGCUACAACUGAGAGAGGUGGCAGGGAUCCCCCUGCAGGCUAGCACUGUGGACAACUGGAGCCAGAUCCAGAACUUUGAGGCCAAGCCAGAUGAUCUCCUCAUCUGUACCUACCCUAAAUCAGGGACCACGUGGAUUCAGGAAAUUGUGGACAUGAUUGAGCAGAAUGGAGAUGUGGAGAAAUGUCAGAGAGCCGUAAUUCAACACCGCCAUCCAUUCAUCGAGUGGGCUCGGCCACCCCAGCCUUCUGGGGUGGAAAAAGCCAAAGCAAUGCCCUCUCCACGGAUACUAAGGACUCACCUUCCAAUUCAGCUCUUGCUUCCAUCUUUCUGGGAAAAUAACUGCAAGUUCCUUUAUGUGGCUCGAAAUGCCAAAGACUGCAUGGUUUCCUACUACCAUUUCCAAAGGAUGAAUCAAAUGCUUCCUGACCCUGGCACCUGGGAAGAGUAUUUUGAAACCUUCAUCAAUGGGAAAGUGGGCUGGGGUUCCUGGUAUGACCAUGUAAAGGGAUGGUGGGAGAUGAAAGACAGAUACCAGAUUCUCUUCCUCUUCUUUGAGGACAUAAAACGGGACCCAAAGCAAGAAAUUCAGAAAGUGAUGCAGUUCAUGGGAAAGAGCUUGCAUGAAACAGUGCUAGAUAAAAUUGUCCAAGAGACGUCAUUUGAGAAAAUGAAAGAAAAUCCCAUGACAAAUCGAUCUACAGUUCCCAAAUCCAUCCUGGACCCGUCCAUUUCCCCCUUCAUGAGAAAAGGAACUGUGGGGGAUUGGAAAAACCACUUCACUGUGGUUCAGAGUGAAAGAUUUGAUGAAAUCUACAGACAAAAGAUGGAAGACUCAAUAAAUUUCUGCAUGGAACUCUGAACAAGAUGUACAUAGAAAGGUAGAUGACAAGAAUGGGGAAGCUAUCUUCAAUCCUUCAGUGAAGCCCAAAGAAUCUCUGAAAGCAUAUUGUAAAAAUAUACAAUUGUGGUACCACUGUCUCUGUGAUUAUUACCAACCUCAUUUUUCAAAAGGAUCAUGUCUAAUGCUUAUUUUCUCAACCAUCCUUUCCAAAGUAAGAAAUAAAAUGGCUUAAUAAAUAAAAUAAAAUAAAAUAAAAUAAAAUAAAAUAAAA
Molecule: messenger RNA, 1607 nt
Organism: Acinonyx jubatus (cheetah)
Lineage: Eukaryota; Metazoa; Chordata; Mammalia; Carnivora; Felidae
Product: sulfotransferase 1C2
Biological process (GO): sulfation
Cellular component (GO): cytoplasm
Molecular function (GO): sulfotransferase activity
Source: RefSeq, a predicted model, not a curated record